AGCCAUAGCGACGACGCUACCCGCAGUGACGGGAGCAGGCGGGGGGGCGCCGUACAAAGGGGGCGCCGGGCGAGCCCGCAGCCAGCGGCCCCGAGCGAAUUGCCAAAAUGCUUUGGAAUUCUUAAACGAUUCUAAAACUGAAGUUGCUGAAGAUACAAAACUCAUAAGAACACAAGAAGCAGCAAGGAGGAUUCAGUGCCAAUGCAGCAACAAAGAAGACAGCCAGAGUUAGUGGAAGGAAAUCUUCCUGUCUUUGUUUUUCCUACAGAACUUAUAUUUUAUGCAGAUGACCAGUCGACACACAAGCAGGUGUUGACUCUAUAUAACCCCUAUGAGUUUGCCUUAAAAUUCAAAGUUCUCUGUACAACUCCAAAUAAAUAUGCGGUGGUUGAUGCGACCGGAGCAGUGAAGCCUCAGUGCUGUGUUGAUAUUGUGAUUCGUCACAGAGAUGUUCGUGCUGCUCACUAUGGUGUGAUAGAUAAAUUCCGACUGCAAGUGUCUGAGCAAAGCCAGAGGAAAGCACUGGGGAGAAAGGAGAUUAUUGCUACUCUGCUUCCAUCUGCAAAGGAACCACCACAGCAAAAGGAAGAGGAAGAAAAACGAAUAAAGGAACACCUGUCUGAAAGUGUCUUUUUUGAGCAGACUUUGUGUCAACCAGGUAAAAACAGACCUGCCUCAUCGGGACCGAGUUUACUAACAGUCUUCCUGGGAAUAGUGUGUAUUGCAGCACUAAUGCUACCUACAUUGGGGGAAAUGGAAUCCCUGGUGCCUCUCUACCUCCAUUUAAGUGUGAAUCAGAAGUUAGUUGCUGCUUAUGUUUUAGGUCUCAUCACCAUGGUUAUUCUGAGAACAUGAGCAAUGACUUAGCAGGACAUCAAACACCUUACUGUAUAUUCACAUCAUGAAUGUGGACUGCCUUUUACUCCCAUUGGGCUCAUCGAGAUGCUAGCAGCUCUGUUCAGUGAUCUAAGAUACCUUCAGAAGUGUAAUAUAUUUUAACUAUGUAUAAUAAAUGAAAGACUCAAAGCACUUUUAGGUGCUUCUGUAACAGACAGCUAUGAAAUGUUCAGUGAUACCUGUGAAAAUAAUUUGAAACACUUUUAUAUUUACGCCUACUGUAAAAAAAAUCCUUAUUAAAGCAAACAUUUGUUAUUUUUAGUCUAUGUUCACAUCAGUGCGUGAUCACUAUAAAAGCAAACUGUCAUGUAAGCGUUCCUUUGGUUUGUGGCUGUACAUGCUGAGGCUGAUGCCUGACACUUCUGUAUGUGUACCAGAAGGAUGGCAGUCGUGGCUGAUCAUUGAAGCAAAUGGAAAAUUUCAUCAGUGAAACUAUGAAAUAAACCAUUACGUUUAGGUGAAGGAGUAAUUCUCAAAUUCCUUACUUCACUGUUAGCCAUGUAUCACCGAGUGCUGGUUUUCUUACCUGGGGAGGUAAUUUCUGCAACAGACAUUUUGUAUCGACCGCAGACAAUAAAGACCAGUUCUGUAAUCAGAUCCCUUCAUUUCUCAGGGCUGCGUGCAACCUGUGAGCUACGUGGCAUUAACAGAACCUGAACCCGCACUGCACACCAAUAUAGAAUUCAGCACCUUUUCCAGUUUUACAGACCAAACUAAGCAGAGCAGCAGAGGCAUUUUUGUCUCCACCUUCCCCCACCACACCUUACAGCCGAGGCAGGAUUUCUUUGGUACGAGGAACUCCUGCUCAAAGUCCAGUGUUUCAUUCCAGGUGAACAUUCACCCUAUUUCACAUUUCAUUGUAGAGAUGUUUAAUUAUAACAUUUCUACUGCUUCAUUUCACUAUGACUGCAUUUGGUUCAUGCAUACAGAUUUAUUAGGAGUCUAUAUAGUAAAUAUGCUUUGAUUUGUAUAUGGAACGUUUUGGAAGUUAAGCUUCCCCCUUCUGCAUGUUACAGGUCACGUUUCUGGACUUUGUGCACAGAAGCACAAGGAAACCACACAGAUGUUGCUGUUUAAAAAACGAUGAGGUUGAAUUUACAUUAAUAACUACUGUAAAUUUCUUACAUGUAACACCCCAAGUCUUUAAAGGGCAAUAAAAACCUUACUUCAGCUUGA
Centrocercus urophasianus (Greater sage-grouse) is the source of this 2073-nucleotide messenger RNA. It is a transcript of the gene MOSPD1, whose product is annotated as motile sperm domain containing 1. The record is from RefSeq and is a predicted model, not a curated record. Lineage: Eukaryota; Metazoa; Chordata; Aves; Galliformes; Phasianidae. Bases 202 to 855 code for a protein of 217 amino acids. Gene Ontology annotation, cellular component: cytoplasm. The transcript is spliced from 6 exons.